AAAUGGAAAUGGAGCUGUUAUUCUUAACCCCUGGCAUUGUCAGUGUGAUUGAGAUUGCUCCGCUUGUGGUGUCACAUAACUGGCUGACAACUUGAAAGCAAAAAAGCACUCGUUAACCCCCUGAGCAUCAAGAAAUCAGGAAAAUGGACGCCAACGACUUUGUGGAGAUCGACGGCUCCUACUUGGAGGGCGGCGGACAGGCGCUGCGCAACGCCCUCAGCCUCAGCUGCAUUUUGGGCAAGCCGGUGCGCGUGGUGAAAAUCCGGGCCAACCGGCCGAAUCCGGGGCUCUCGCACCAGCAUCUGCACGGGUUGGACCUCCUCCGGGACAUCACCAAUGCGGACGUGGUGGGAAACGUCUUGCUUUCCACCAAAGUGGAGUUCACGCCGCGCACCAUCUUGGACAACACUUAUCGCGUGGAUACGCGCACGGCGGCCAGCAUCACUCUGAUCUAUCAGAUGGCUCUACCAGUGCUGCUCUUUGCCGGCCGCUCGUCCCGCCUGAUUGUGUCCGGGGGCACAAAUGUGGCUUUUGCUCCCCCGGUGGAGUACAUGCAGCAGGUGCUGCUGCCCAACCUAAAACGCUUUGGAGCUGGCUUCGAACUGAAGGUGCAGCAGUACGGCUUCUAUCCACGCGGUAAGGGCACCUGCCAGUUGGACGUGCAGCCCGUGGCCAAGCUGAAUGCCGGACAAUUCAUGGAUUUCGGCCGCAUCAACUUGGUCAGCGGAGUGGGCUUCUGCGCCGGCCGCCUGCCCGUGAAUAUUGCGAUAGACAUGCAGCAGACGGCGCAGCGCGAGAUCCAUCGUCUGUGGCCGGAGCAGGAGUGCACCAUCGAGACGGUGAAGCAUUCGCCUGAGAAGACACGCGACAACGGAGCCGGAAUCCUAAUGACGGCGAACACGACCGGUGGCGUUGUUCUGGGUGCCUCCGCAUUGGGCAAGAAGAGGAUCGACGGACACGUUCUCGGCUCGGAGGCGUCGUGCCAACUGGCCGAGUACAUGCGCAAGGAGAUCUGCGUUGAUGAUUACAUGCAAGACCAGCUCAUCAUCUACAUGGCCCUGGCCGUCGGCCGCUCAAGGAUGCGCACGGGCAGGCUGACCAAGCACACGCGCACCGCCAUCCAUGUGGCCGAGCAAAUGACGGGCGUCAAGUUCGACGUGACGGUGGAGCCCGGGGGCCAGACGCUAGUCACCUGCGAGGGCUUGGGACAACUGAACAAGCUGAUUUAACAAACGAUAGAUCUCUAUCUCUUUACUCUACUGCAACCUUAAAUUAAUGUUUACAUAUAUGGAGAAUAUACGUGUCCUAAAGGCGCCGGAAAAUGGCCAGAAAA
Molecule: messenger RNA, 1333 nt
Organism: Drosophila yakuba
Lineage: Eukaryota; Metazoa; Arthropoda; Insecta; Diptera; Drosophilidae
Gene: Rtca
Product: RNA 3'-terminal phosphate cyclase
Exons: 1
Coding region: 144-1229 (361 amino acids)
Biological process (GO): RNA processing
Cellular component (GO): nucleus
Molecular function (GO): RNA-3'-phosphate cyclase activity
Source: RefSeq, a predicted model, not a curated record